Teleopsis dalmanni is the source of this 718-nucleotide messenger RNA. RefSeq lists its product as uncharacterized. The record is from RefSeq and is a predicted model, not a curated record. The transcript has 2 exons. Lineage: Eukaryota; Metazoa; Arthropoda; Insecta; Diptera; Diopsidae. The coding region runs from base 212 to 718 and encodes 168 amino acids.
GUCGAUCGUUGUGCGUCUCGUGUCGAAGUUGUUUUAGUUGUCAGCGCGAGCCGUUCGUUGUAUUAAAGUCUUGUUAAAAAACCUAAUACAAGUGUCAAAAAAUACAUAUCACCGAGUUGUUAGAAAAUAUAUACCUACAAUAUUUUGAAGUGCAAAACAGAUUCUAAAAACAACACAAUAGAAAGUUUUUAAAGCAAAACUUUUCUAUACAAUGGCAAGCCUGUCCUUUAAUCAAGCGAAUAGCGAUAGCGUUUGUGAACUUACGCCGAAAAUCAGUAAAUUUUUCAGCGACAGCUCAAAUUACCAAAGCAAAAUUCAACAACUGAUCAGCUUUAGCUUCACAUCUUACAAUUUCAUAUUUAUUACAUGCAUACUUAGCAUAAGUAAGUUGUGUACCGCAGCCGCCACUGAUCCAACACAAUCUGGGGCUUCUACAGCAGUGCCAUCACCAAAUACUGGCUUUGUUAUACCUAAUAUAAGUGGAUCUGCAUUAUUAGAAAAACUUAAUUCAUUACGUGCAAGUACAAGUGGUCCAGCAAUGGAUAAGUCAAAGAAUUCUAGUCCCCAUGCAGGAAAUAGUAUAAUUGAUAAUACCGGACUUAAUUCAUUUUUUGGUGGUAAAGGGUUUAUGAGUAUGGAUUUUACGUUCUUAAAUAUAUCGGGAAAAAUUGGGACACCGUUAAGCAUAGGUAAGUCAACUUUAAAUGCAUGGUUUUAA